GCUCCAGGUCAUAGAUAUACUAGGAUAUCAAAUUCUGGAAACUGGUUUCUGAACUUCUUGUCCAACACUUUUCCCACUGGACCAAACUAAUUUGCCUCCUCUGUUUUUGAGGUUCUUGCAGAAAUAUUAGUUAAGCUGAAAAUCAUUUUUGACUGUUUACUGAGACCAAUGGGGGAAGAGUGAUGGUGCUGGUGCUGUUAGUGAGACCAUAGAUCUUGAGCUCCCAAUCUCCACAUCACUGACUUUAACCUGCUUCCUUUCUUUCUAGUAGCCCUUCACGCUUCUAAGUGAGAUGAUCACCAUAAUUCUUUCCAAUAAUUCUCAUCACUUCCCACAUACCUUCUUCUUGGCUGGCAUCCCAGGACUGACUGCUGCCCACAUUUGGAUCUCACUUCCCUUUUGCUUUAUGUUCUUCCUGGCAGUGACUGGGAAUGGUGUCCUGCUUUUUCUCAUCCGGACAGAGCACAGCCUUCACCAGCCCAUGUUUUUCUUUCUUGCCAUGCUCUCCUUUGUUGACCUGGUUCUCUCCCUCUCUACUCUGCCCAAGAUGCUGGCCAUCUUCUGGUUUGGUGCUACAGCUAUCAGCUCCCACUCCUGUCUUUCCCAGAUGUUCUUCAUCCAUGCAUUCUCUGCUAUGGAGUCAGGAGUGCUGGUGGCCAUGGCCGUGGACCGCUUCGUGGCCAUCUGUAACCCACUACAUUAUGCAACCAUUCUUACCCCGGUUGUUGUUGCCAAGAUUGGAGGCCUGGUAGUGCUGCGAGGUGUGGGAUUGACCAUCUCCUUUCCAAGCUUGGCCCAUCGGCUGUCCUACUGUGGCUCUCACACGAUUGCUUAUACCUACUGUGAGCAUAUGGCAGUAGUGAAGCUGGCCUGUGGGGCCACCACUGUGGAUAACCUCUAUGCCUUUGCUGUGGCAAUCUUUCUUGGUGUGGGGGAUGUGGCCUUUAUUGCCUACUCUUAUGGGCAGAUUGUGAGGACCGUGGUUCAUUUUCCUUCACCUGAGGCACGUGCUAAAGCUGGCAGCACAUGUACAGCUCAUGUCUGUGUCAUCCUCUUCUUCUAUGGACCAGGCUUUCUUUCUGUAGUCAUGCAGCGCUUUGGCCCACCCACAGCUUCUGCUGCUAAGGUCAUCCUUGCCAAUCUCUACUUGCUCUUUCCCCCUGCACUGGACCCCAUUGUCUAUGGGGUCAAGACCAAGCAGAUCCGGGAGCAGCUGCUUAAAAUGCUGAGGCCCAAGCAGAUUGAUCCCACCUGAGUGCAGUUCUCAUGAACUGGACAUCAGGGGCAACAGUGGUCUUCCCCUUUGGAGUGGGAGCCCCACAGCCUAGUUCAUUUACUUGGUGGGGACAUUCAAGAGAAAAAUGAAGUUUUCUUGAGUGUUUGGAAGUUGGGAAAUCUCUUCUGAAGUCUAUAUAGUGUUUAGAUAUUGGGAUGGAAGACAGGGGUAUCUCAAGAAAGUAAUUUUUUGGAUAUGUCUUUAUUCUAAGAGUUUGUGAUUUACUUGUGUUGAGAAGAUAAAUGAAUCAAGGAAUUAAGAAAUAAUUAAGGUAUCUAUGGACCUGGAACAAGUAACUUAGGAGAUUAGGGAGAGAUGAACUGGAAGCCUAUUUGUACAUAUGAGAACAUGGGCCACUUCCCACCAUGACACUGACACAGGCAGUCUGUGGGAGUGGAUAGGCCUUGGGUAAAAUUUUGGCAUCACAGAAAUAAAGGUGACAAACUAUGGAGAUUCUUUAGAAUUUCAGGUUAAUGAGAGAAACUUUUUAAAAAAUAUUCAUAUUCCAUCUGAUUCUAGAAGUGCUUUAGUUCACAUGCUUUGAUUCUGUUUUUGAGAUGGAUGGCCCUCUAUGACUCCUGUAGUAUCAUGUAUUUUUAAGCUCUGAGAAUAAUGAUAAUUGUUCUUUUAUUUCUUCAUUUUUAGUCUUAGGUGCAGAGCCUUGAGUUAAAGUUUAUUUCACACAAUAAUUAUUGUUCUAAUUCUUUAUUUUCUGUCUUGAUUCCUAAUUCUUUGGGCCAUUCUCUUCCAGUUCCUACUAUUGGCACUCACUUUAAUGUGUUUGUUGUAUGUUCCUAAGUAUUUAUGUAUCCUUGCAACAUAUGUAGUGUUGGUGGUAUGUUAUGUAAUAUACAUAAGUCUCCUUCUUUAGUUCCCCAAGUGUCCAUGCUUCCUCCAGCCAUGGGUAGUCUGGGAUCUUGCUAUUGGGAGUGCACCUCCCUGUCUUUAUCCUUGUUAUUCCUAUUCAUCUUGAGCUUCAUUCUAAACCUCACCUCUUUGAAGAAGGUUUUAUAAGAUAGAUCAGGUCACUUUAUGAACUCAGAGCUCCAUGUAUCUUUCUUUAAUUAUCCAUCAUAAUUAAAUAUAUGUAUAUUUAACUAAAUAAUAUACAUAUUAAUUAAAUAUACACAUAUUAAUUAUAUAUUAAUUAAACAUAUCUUAAUUAAAUAUAUAUUAAAUAAAUAUAUAAUAAUUGGUUUAAUGAUCUUUGUCCCCCAUCUCUACAAAAUGGUGAAUUGCAUUGUAUCCUUAACAUAGUACUCAUAUGAUAGGCACUCAAUAAAUGUUUUCUCAAUAAAUGAAUUUUAUUAUUUUAAUGGAUUAUAUCAUUACUAGCAUGUUUCUUCAUUAGUCGUAUUGACAUAUGUGUAUUUUGGAUUAAAUGAGUACAUUAAUCUCAAAGUGUGGCACAGUAGGCACUCAGUAACUUUUUACUGAAGAAAUGAAAUAAGUUGUCACAAAACUAGCAUUGAAAUCAUAAUUGCUUUUUUUUUUGCAGUCAUAAUCACUCUUAACACUAAUGUCUUUAUUGGUAUCACUAUGAUGAACACUACCUUAAGUUUCAAAUGUUAUUUCAUUUUUCAAAAAUUUCAACUUGUGAUAUUUUGGACACUGUGCAGGUGCACUGGAGAAUGUGAUUAUUCUUAAUAAGGCAACCUCACUGCUGUGUAUAAACACAGAACAAGCAGAAAAAUAGAAUUUGUUUUCCUCCUUAUCUUUAUUUCUUCAUUAUUCUCUUCUUUUCUUCAUUAUUGUCUUCCUCAUGCUGAGUAUUUACCAGGCUUUUGGUGUGAUGAUGAAAUAAACUUGAAAAUAUAGGAAGUAUGAUAAAAUGUGACAGUGCUGUGGUGGAUGUUGGUUCCAAGUCACAGAUUAGUUCUCAAUGGGAAGUGAGGGGCAAGAAAGGGACAUUAGUUCUCAAUGGGAAGUGAGGGGCAAGAAAGGGACAUAGGUUGGGUCAGGUUAGAGAUGCUAUGAAUGAUCAGGGUUUAGAAGAGUAUGGGCCUGAGUUGUCGAGUGGGUAGAUGGAGGGUUAGGGCUAAACUUAUGGUCUGUAAAGGGAGUCUGCUUCAGUCUUUCCUAAGUGGCUUCUGCUCUAUGCCAUACUCAAUGGUCCCAUGUUUCCUCAGUCAAAUAUUAAUCUUCAAUAUUAUUACUAAGAAGAUAGCACAGAAGCAUUGUUCACAGUAGCUUAAAGGUGAAAACAACCUAUGUGUUUAUUGGCUAAUGAAUGGAUUAACAAAAAUGUAGUAUACACACAUCAGUGUUCAGUCUUAAAAGGAACAAAUUUCUAACACAUGCUUACAACAUGGAUGAACCUUAAACGUUAUGCUAAGUGAAAUAAGCCAAACACAAAAUAACAAAUAUUGUAUGAUUCCUCUUAUAUUAAGUACCUAGAAUAGGCAAAUUCAUAGAGAUAUAAGUAGCAUAGAGGUUGCCAAAGGCUUAGAGGAGAGAGGGAUGGAGAUUGUUUAACAGGUACAGAGCUCCUGUUUGGGAUGAUGGAAAAAUUCUGGAAAUAGAUAUUGGUGAUGGCUAUACAGUAUUGUGAAUGUACCUAAUGGCACUGAAUUUGUAACUAAAAAUGGUUAAAAUGAUAAAUUUUAUGUUAAAUAUAUUUUACCACAAUAAAAAAUG
Molecule: messenger RNA, 3913 nt
Organism: Acinonyx jubatus (cheetah)
Lineage: Eukaryota; Metazoa; Chordata; Mammalia; Carnivora; Felidae
Product: olfactory receptor 52K1-like
Exons: 1
Coding region: 293-1255 (320 amino acids)
Biological process (GO): G protein-coupled receptor signaling pathway
Cellular component (GO): membrane
Molecular function (GO): olfactory receptor activity; G protein-coupled receptor activity
Source: RefSeq, a predicted model, not a curated record